ACAUGGAUGUCCUUGGUACGGCUCGUGCCUAUAUCAAGGAGAUGGUAAAUCUUGCUGGACCCCAAAUGAAAGUCAUACUUAUGGAUAAGGAAACGACUACCAUGGUUUCGUGCGCAUUUGCACAAUCUGAAAUGAUGCAAAAAGAGGUGUACUUAUUCGAACGCUUGGAUUCGCCUGUACCAAGAGAGCCGAUUAAGCACCUUAAAUGUCUCGUUUUUGUUCGGCCUACGCCAGAUAACGUGCAAUUAUUAUCGACAGAGCUGCGAAAUCCAAGAUACGCACAAUAUUACAUUUAUUUUUCGAAUAUUGUUAGCAAGACUGACCUGAAGACACUAGCUGAGGCAGAUGAACACGAAGCUGUUCGAGAGGUUCACGAAUUCUUCGUCGAUGGCAUUGCUUUGAGUGCACCGUUGUUCAGUGUGAACUUGAAGCAUAUCUAUGAUCAGUCCUUCAACGUAACGGCUUCUUCUUUCCUCCGAAUUAAGCAAGCGCUUGUGGCAUUGUUGUUGAGUCAAAAGAAGAAACCCUUGAUAAGGUAUCAACGUUCAUCGGAAGAUUGCAAACGGCUGGCUGAAGAUUUGAAUCAAGUUAUGAGGCGAGAGGAAGGUCUCUUUGAUAAUGCAAAGCGCGAUGCAGUCUUGUUGAUAGUGGACCGUAGUGAAGAUCCGGUAACGCCUUUACUAAAUCAGUGGACUUACGAGGCAAUGGUUCACGAACUGAUCACAAUCAACAACAACAGAGUGACGGUGGAUGGCCAAAGUAUGGUAUUGAGCGAGUUACAUGACGAAUUCUACGCGAAGAACCUUUCUUCUAAUUUUGGAGAAAUUGGUCAGAAUAUCAAGUUGUUGAUGAACGAGUUCCAGCAGAAAUCUCAAAUCCAUAAAAAUCUAGAAUCCAUAGCUGACAUGAAGAAUUUUGUUGAAGAGUAUCCACAAUUCAAAAAGAUCUCAGGCACAGUUUCAAAACACGUCACUUUGGUUGGAGAACUUAGCAAAAUAGUUUCAAAUCAGAAUCUCUUGGAGAUCUCAGAGGUAGAACAAAGCAUAGUCGCGGAAGGGGACCACUCUCGAUGUCUGGAACGUAUUCGAGCUCUUAUCACUCACCCUAAAACAACGCGGCUGAAUGCCCUUCGGCUGGUGCUACUCUAUGCGCUUCGGUUUGAAGGAAAUCCAAAUAAUGAACUCUCUUCAUUAGUGGGUAUGCUUAAGAAGGUGAGCAUAAUCCUGAAUUUUUUUAUGAUCCACGUGAAGUUCCUUCUUGAAUUGUUUUUAUUUAACUCCAAUGUUUCCCAGGAUAGUGAUGCUCCAAAAGUUGUUCGAGCGCUGUUGAGGUUUGGGGGCGCUGCACGGAGAAAGAGUGAUCUUUUCGGAGAAGGAUCAACAAUGGGAAUGACGAAGAGGUUUAUCAAAGGCCUUAAAGGAGUUGAGAAUAUUUAUACACAACAUGAACCCUAUCUCAAGGAUAUAGUUGAAAAUACCGUCAAAGGACGAUUGUCAGAGCAACAGUAUCCGUACGUCGCAGCAGAUGUGACGGGCGGUCGGCAAGAAAAUUUGAUCGUAUUCAUUGUGGGCGGAGCUACCUUUGAAGAGGCAUUGUUUGUCCGAUCUCAAAAUGAGAAGCGAAUGCAAGGAGGAGGUGGUCCCUCGAUAACGCUUGCCACGACGUUUAUGCACAACACGACUAGGUAUUUAGUUGUGUUCAAUGUUUAUAGAUGGCUUUAG
This is a messenger RNA of Haemonchus placei, 1721 nucleotides long. The record is from the annotation of a GenBank genome assembly. NCBI's taxonomy places the organism in Eukaryota, Metazoa, Nematoda, Chromadorea, Rhabditida, Trichostrongylidae.